AGUACACACAGAAUGCUCGGAUCAGUUCAACAAUUUUCAAUAUUACUACCUUUAAAAAAGGCACUGCUUCGCCAUGUAGGGCUCGCUUUAUCUGCGGGAUUAUUUUCGGAGCUUUAGCAAUCAUCACGUAUCGAUUUGUCAACAUCUCGUCAUUUUUAAAUAUAUCAAAUUUGUUAUUAACAAUAAGUUAUACUCUCGCAAAGUUUGGCCACACCUAGAUCCUGUCCUAUUUUCACAAAAAAAGCAGGCUUUUCUUCUAGUGCAUUUGUUUGUGUGCUGGUGGGUACCCGGCUGUGUAACUUGAUCGGGAGCUCGGGGAAGGAAUAGGGGAAUGUAGAACUGCAAUGGAGCAGAAUACAAUACAGUGGUUGCGCUCGCCCUCCUGUCAGCGGGGAAGUUAUUCCUUCUAUAAAUCUGUGAGCUGCAGGGCCCAUCCCGACGGGCCCCUCCAGGUGUGGCGGCUCGGAGAGUUCUACUACGUCCGCCGUGGCCCCCAGGAGCCUGUGUGCAUCGCUGAGGUAACACUGCUGUGGGAGGAGCAGGGACAGCACCCCCUGCUGGCCAGCUCCAGACUGUACUUCCUCCCUGAGGACACUCCUAAGGGAAGGACAAGACAGCAUGGGGAGGACGAGGUGCUGGCCGUGUGUAGGAGGAUAGUUGUCCCGGUGGAGGACCUUAUGCGCUGGGCGUGUCCUGAGCCCGUGGCGUGGCAGAACCAGAAGAGGCCCUGUAGCAGUAGCCCAGCACCGGACCUCCCCCUGGAGAACCCGGGCAGCGGAACCACAGAAGAACCGACCAGCCAGUCGCUAGACCAGGGCAGCGGAACCGUAGCAGAACUGACCAGUGGUACCACAGCAGAACUCACCAGUGGUACCACAGCAGAACUCACCAGUGGUACCACAGCCGAACUGACCAGUGGUACCACAGCCGAACUGACCAGUGGUACCAUAGCAGAACUCACCAGUGGUACCACAGCGGAACUGACCAGUGGUACCACAGUCGAACUGACCAGUGGUACCACAGCAGAGCUCACCAGUGGUACCACAGCCGAACUGACCAGUGGUAUCAUAGCGGAACCGACCAGCCAGACACUUGUAGAUCGGGCCAGCAGUACCACAGCAGAACCGACCUGCGGAACCACAGCGGAACCAACCAGCGGUUCCACGUCGGAACUGACCAGCCCGCCACUGGGAGACCCGAGCUGCGGAACAGCAGCAGAACCGACCAGCCACCCACCUGGGGGCCAGUGCAAUGCAGCCCCCGUGGAUCCCCAGGGGGUCAAGGUGCUCAGUUACCCCCAAUACUGUCGCUUCCGCUCCCUGCAGCGGCGGCUCCAGGACCGGCCGGGGGUCUUGGGCGGGGCCGACCCCCGCCUGCUGGCGCUGGGCGGCCUGCGGGUGGCGCUGUCCAACACCCGGGUGAUGUUCUGCCGCGAGACCUUCACCCACCCCAGCAUGGACGCCAGCUCCGCCCUCUGGCCCCACUUCAGGUGCCCCUCUUUGAGUUUACGGGGUCGACCGCGCAAGAAGAAACAGAGGGAUGUAAAGGAAUCACCCACGCUCACCCGCAGCCAAUCAGAAUCCUGGAUAGACAAAAUGAAGGAGAACAUGAUGGGCAGCGCGGACGCCAGCCCGGAGAGGGCCUGGCUCCCUCACCCCGAGGAGCAGCUGUUCCUGGAUCAGCUCUUUGUCUUCAUGGAGCGCUUCGGCCGCCCCAUCAACAAGGUGCCCAACCUGGGCUUCAAAAAGAUUGAUCUGUUCCGCAUGUACUCGGUUGUCCAGGGAAUGGGAGGCUACGAAAAGGUGACGUCAGAGCGCCUGUGGAAGGUGGUGUACAACGACCUGGGCGGUUGUCCUGGCAGCACCAGCGCGGCCACCUGCACCAGGAGACACUAUGAGAGACUCAUGCUGGGCUAUGAGGAGCACGUCCGGGCAGGGGGCGCAGGACUCAAACUCCCAGAAUCCCCUGCUCCGACAAAGUUCAAGGCCGUCAGAGGGAAGAAGGCCCAGCCGAGGGGCCGGAAGCCCGGGGCCAAAGCGAAGCAGAGUGCCUACCAACCCGCCAAAGCCCCUGCUGUGAACCCCGACGGGACGGCGGUGGUGAAGCGGGGUCGCGGCCGCCCCCCCGGCCGACGCAACAAGGCCACCCUCCUGGCCCAGGCCAAGCUCCUGGCCCAGCAGCAGGCCAAGGCCAAGGCCGCGGUCCCCCCCUCCUCCUCCUCUUCCCCCCCCUCGACUGGCCCCGCCCCCACCCCAGCACCUACGCCAGCAUCCCCGCUAACGGUCCAGAGCCCCCCCCCCAAGCCGGCCCUGCAGGUCCACACCACCCACAUGCCCCUCACCCCGGACCUCUCGCCUCUGACGGCCCCCCUGCUCCCCUUCCUCACCAAACCCGGGCCUCAGGGGAACCAGUGGGCCGCGGACCCCCCGGGGGGGGCGACCGUCACCCCCCUCUCCGCCGGGAGCCUCCUCUCCGGGCCCCCGGGCCAGCCCCUGAUCCUGGGGACCUUCAGCCCCUCGAAGGGCGUCUGUCCCCUGGACACGUUCCGGACCCGGCUCAGCCUGCAUCACGGGGUGGAGGACCCCGCCCUCCACAAGCCCCUCUCCCAAUCGCUGCAGUCGGGGGCGGAGCCCUGCCCCGCGCACAACCACCACCACAACCACCAGCCGUGCGCGGGCUGCGUGGCCGACGGGGCAGCCCAGAAGGGGGCCCCCAAGGAGGGGAAGGCCCGGCCCCCUCUGCCCCCGCUGCGGGUCUUCCCCCUGGACCUGGACUGCAGCGUGCAGGUCCGCCAGCUGAUGAGGACGCCCCUGGGAGCGGUCCAGCUGCAUUCGUUCACCCGCCGGCUCUCUGAGGUGCUGGCCCAGGACCUGAGGGCCAAGCCCCUCCCCCACCCCUGCUCGCCCAUCACGCCCCCGCCGGAGCAGGCCCAGCCCCUCAACCUCAGCCAGCGGGCCCCCGGCAAGAGGCCCGCCGCUCUGUCCCUGGAGCAGACCCCGGCCAAGCGGCCCGCGCCGGGCGACCCGCUGGCCGGGGCCGACGGGGAGGAGUUGGGCCCCGACGGGAGGCCCCUCCCCUCCGGGCCCCCGGAGCCGGGCCCCCAGGAGGAGCCGGCCGACCUCAGCUCGCCCAGCCGGAUCCGGGCCUUCCUGAUGGGCCUGCCGCCCUUCAGCGUCAACCUGGACGACGACCUGGAGGACGCCGGCUCGGCGACGUCACUUCCUGUCCCGCCUCCCGGCGAGGAGGAGGAGGAGGAGCCGAUGGAGGGGGUCGACAGCGACGGGGGCCCCAAGCGGCCGACCGAGGAAGACGAGGGCCCCGACGAGGAGUCGGAGGUCGCUGACGUUCCCCCCCCCCUGCUGGUGGGAGACGACGAGGCGGGGGAGGGGAGGGAGGGAGAGAACUCUGUGAGCCUCUCGCCUGACCGGGACGGGAGCACGGUCGGACAGGAAGUGGCCGAGGACCAAGAGGAAGUGAGGUGUGAGGAUUUCCCCGCUCAGGGUCUGGCCAGGACACUGCUCCCCGCGGUGGUGACUCAGAAGAGCUGAUGGAGCCGGGCGUCCCCCCGCUGGGGUGACCUGGCGCACCGUGACUCUGCUGGGCCUGGACCUACGGGCCGGGCCGGGCCGGGCCGCCCCUUUACUGUGUCAAAACCGGAUUAUACCGGGAACAACCGGGCCCUGAGGACCUGGCGCCCAGACCGACUCUUGCUCUUUGUUUUUGGAGGCGAGAUGAUCCCCCAACGCCGGCUCAUGGUUUCAUUUGCUGGAUUAUUAUUUUUUUGUCCUUCAUCUUGUUUAUUCUGAAAGUAUCUUCCUUCUCUAACCCCCCCCAUCCUCCUCUUUCCCCCUGCAAGGACACUUCUAAAUACUGUUUCAAUAUUAUGUAGAUCAUGAGACCAUCAGAGAAUAUAUAUAUAUAAAUAUAUAUCACUUUGUUAGCUUAUUUGAAUUAUCAUUCCUCUACUUUUGUAGAGAUAAGCUGUUAUUUUCUAACCAAUAGUGUUCAAAAAUGUACAAAUAUUACGCGGGGCUGUACGGCUCUGAUAAACAAUGUAGUGGCAACGUCCGGUUGCAACCAAGAGGUGCAAUACAAUAGCCGACCCUUGGUCUUACACACUCGUGCCUUAAAUCGGGUUGUUCUGGUCCUGUUUCCUGUGAUGUGUUGACUUGUGUUCACGCUAAAGGGAUACCUGUACCUCGGGCUCCUUUCUGUUUCAGUCUCCUUUUGCAUGACACCUGUCCCAUUAAAGAUAGCUUCAUGAUUGAGCGGCUGUUACGCAUCUCCUUCCCGAGUUCACCGCCGGUAUCAGGAAGAAGGGGGAGAGGAAGAGACGAUGAGCAUUCCUGGAAAAUGCUAGCCUAUAACCGUUAUCGUCAUCCGUUUCUGCCCAGCGGCUCUCGUCACUGCAAAGAGUGCCAUCGAGAGAGAGAGAGAGAGAGAGAGAGAUAUUGUGUCUUAUGAGCAGUUGUUGGAGUGUGAAAUACUCUCACGUCCGUUUCGUUUGCCCAGUAGUAGCGGGUAGUUUAAAAACAGCUUUCGUUAAACUAUGAGGGGUGGGUUACGCCCUGGACGCACAAUCUCGGUUCAUUGAAAAAUAUGAAAAUAACUGCCAAAGUAUAUGAGAAGCGUUUAUUUCAACAUUAAUUACUUCUUGACAGGUUUAUGGUUUUAUUUAAUUUUUUUUAAGAGUAUCCGACACUAAAAGCAAAUAUCAUGGAUGUCCCAAAACACAGGUUAUUUUCUGAGGCUCAAACGAACCAUCCGAUCGUUUGUUGUUUUUAUUUGUGUUCAGCUCUGCAACUGAAAUGCUAUUGGUUUGAGUCCAGGUAGUUGGUAAUAAUGGAGGCAUUGGUCUCUAUGGUCGGGAAGAUGGAGGUCGAGCUGUAAGCUUUGUUUUGGAGACCGCCUCACUGUGUCUUUCAUUGUGUCGCUCUCAAACAUCGGAUCCAUUUGCACAUCUACUGUACCCAUUGCCUCAUGUAACGUCUCACUGUAUUUAUAUCAACACACCUUUUUCAUUUGCCAACUUGUUUUUGUAUGCCCACCUAUUUACUCGACUAUAAAACCAUACAAUGACACAAGGCUGACCUUAUGCUGUUAUUUGUCUGUUUAAAUAUUUUAUUUUUUAUUGUUGUAUUAUUUUAAUUAAACCGGAUGCCCAUUCUGCAUCAGCUUGAUUCUAGAACUCUGCCGGUGAUUUGAGAAGUCUUGGAGUUCAAAUGCAUGGGUGUUUUGGGCUUAUUUUUCAAGAUGAGAAACCACUGUUAUUACAUUCAAAAGUAUACGAGAUUAUCUUAAACCACUGGCAGAUCUUUAGUCACAAGAAAAUAAGAAAAUCUAAGAUUUAGCUGAAUUAAAGAAAUAUUGAAAUAUA
Gadus morhua (Atlantic cod) is the source of this 5377-nucleotide messenger RNA. Its product is annotated as ARID_ARID5 domain-containing protein. The record is from RefSeq and is a predicted model, not a curated record. Gene Ontology annotation, biological process: regulation of transcription by RNA polymerase II. Gene Ontology annotation, cellular component: nucleus. The transcript is spliced from 12 exons. Gene Ontology annotation, molecular function: transcription cis-regulatory region binding. Lineage: Eukaryota; Metazoa; Chordata; Actinopteri; Gadiformes; Gadidae. Bases 345 to 3548 code for a protein of 1067 amino acids.